AUGGCCUGUUCUAGCCUCAGCGGCCCAGCUGGAUCAUUGAACGCCGGAUUUGCUUUUGGAAUUGCACUAAUUUACAAAUUCGGUAGCACCAAGUUGCAGAAGCGGUUCUUGCCAGACCUGCUUACAGGUAAGAAGCGAGGUUGUGUUGCCAUCACGGAGCCUGAGGCCGGCAGCGAUGUCGCGAAUUUCACCACAACUGCUGUCGAAAGUGACGAUGACUAUGCUACCUUGGCCGUGCGAACCGGUGGACCAGGAGCCGCGGGUCUUUCUGUUUUAGUUGUACCUCUGAGAGGCCAUCCUGGUGUCUCAAUGCGCCGACUCAAAGUCUCUGGUCAUAUCAUAGGCGGGACCACAUACAUUGAGCUCGACAUCGUCAAGGUUCCUGUGUCAAACAUUAUUGGCAAAGAAGGCGACGGCAUGCGCUCUUAUGUUGCUCUUUCUGCUGCUAUCUCGUACUACUUCAAGCGCGAGGCUUUCGGAAAGACACUCAUGGACCAACCUGUGGUCCGCCAUCGUCGAUCUAAGGCAGGCGCUGAGCUUGAAUCUAUGUGGACAUGGAUUGAGCAGAUUUUGUACCAAUUGGUCCAUCACAGUAAAGAAGACGAUCGUCAACUUGGUAGCUUGAUGGCAUUGUCUAAAGCGAAGUCCGCCAUGGUUCUGAACGAGUGUGUCCAAACAGCAGUGUUAUUGUUUGAAGGCAGUGGAUUUACCAAAAGCGGUCCGGGUAAAUUGGUGGAAGGCAUGUUCGCCACAGUACUGGUUGAUGGUUUAAACAAGCUAGCUUCGCCUUUAGCCAUUCUUUGCGAUGUUCCUGGUGCCCGUAUUCCAGGUGACUUAGAAGACAUGCUCCUCGAUCUGUCUGUGCGUCAAUUGGUCAAGCUAUAUCAGGUUGAAGAAAAAAAGCUCUCACAGAGCGCCAAGAUUUGA
This is a messenger RNA of Penicillium digitatum Pd1, 927 nucleotides long. RefSeq names its product acyl-CoA dehydrogenase family protein. The record is from RefSeq and is a predicted model, not a curated record. NCBI's taxonomy places the organism in Eukaryota, Fungi, Ascomycota, Eurotiomycetes, Eurotiales, Aspergillaceae. Gene Ontology annotation, cellular component: cytoplasm. Gene Ontology annotation, biological process: fatty acid beta-oxidation using acyl-CoA dehydrogenase. Gene Ontology annotation, molecular function: flavin adenine dinucleotide binding; acyl-CoA dehydrogenase activity.